GCACGCGGCCUAUAAGAGAGGCCAGCCCCCCCACCUCCAUGAAGCCCCCCCCAUCUCCAGCCCCCCCGGGUGGUGAGAGACCCCCACCCAGCACCCCCCGGAGCCUUCACCUGCACCGCCAGGAGCGAGAAGCCUUCUUCAAGCUGCUGGAAGACAACGUGGUGCAGGAAUUCCUGUCGAUGGAUGUCUGCUGCAGGAUUUCUGAUAAGUACCUGUUGGCAAUGGUGCUGAUGUACUUCAAGCGUGCCGGCCUGCCCACGAGCGAGUACAACCGCCUCAACCUCUUCACUGCCCUGUACCUGGCAAAUGACAUGGAGGAGGACGAGGAGGAGCACAAGUACCAGAUCUUCCCCUGGGCUCUGGGCCGCCGCUGGCGCUGUCUCUUCCCCCGCUUCCUUCGGCGCCGCGACCGUCUCUGGGCCCGCAUGAGCUACCGGGCGGCCGUCAGCCGGCACUGCUGUGAGGAGGUGAUGGCGGUGGAACCCUGGCACUGGGCCUGGCAGCGGGAGCGACCCCCCCACCACAGCGGGGCCACGCGCCCCCAGUGUCCCCCCUGGCCCUCCCCCUGCCUGCGCUGCUCCAGGCCCCUGGCCCCGCAGCAGGAGGAAGAUGAGGGUCCCUGGGCGCAGGACACCAUCAUCCUGCUGCCGCCACGCCGCCCCAGCGCCGCCCUGCUGCCCGACUCCGCCAAAACCCACUGAGGUCACACACCAUUUGGGCUGAAAUCGGCUGAAAUUGUGUCCGGGCCACG
Chroicocephalus ridibundus (black-headed gull) is the source of this 751-nucleotide messenger RNA. RefSeq names its product speedy/RINGO cell cycle regulator family member C (gene SPDYC). Gene Ontology annotation, molecular function: protein kinase binding. The record is from RefSeq and is a predicted model, not a curated record. Bases 39 to 701 code for a protein of 220 amino acids. Gene Ontology annotation, biological process: positive regulation of cyclin-dependent protein serine/threonine kinase activity. The transcript is spliced from 6 exons. NCBI's taxonomy places the organism in Eukaryota, Metazoa, Chordata, Aves, Charadriiformes, Laridae.